Molecule: messenger RNA, 603 nt
Organism: Symbiodinium sp. CCMP2592
Lineage: Eukaryota; Dinophyceae; Suessiales; Symbiodiniaceae
Source: the annotation of a GenBank genome assembly
AUGGCGGAGUGCCCGAAGCGACAUGGGCAGCGAAGCAGGCGCCAAGUCCUCGUUCUCCUUGGACUUGCGGGGACGUCCUUUGGUCCAAGCUUCGCGGGCGGCGGGCAAAAGCCCUUGAGAUGCCAGUCACAGCCGCUUCAGCCGCUUCAGCGGCGCGUCUCUCGAGAGGAGAUGCUGCUGAGCGGCGAGGGCGCCAAGGUGAUCGAGGCGCUUCCAACAGUCCGACAGGAGGAGCUUCCGUUGAACACAAGCAUCGCCUUGGCCGGCAUCGCUCUCUUCGGAUACAUGUCUUACCAGUUCUGGACGCGCAUCGCGUUCGGGAAGGCUUUCGGCACUGCCGAUCCGGUGGUCAUCCAGAAGCCGGAGGAGGUGUUUAAGGAGCUACAAGACCAGAGUAAGGGCAAGAGACAGCGUCCUGUAGGCAUAGAGGGGAAAGUCUCCAUCGGCAUGGAUGCAGACACAAACCGUGGGCGCAAAGUUCUGGGUCUUGAUGCGCUCAUCUUUGCAUAUCUGAUGUUUGCAUCUGCUUUCUUCAUGCUCCUGUUUGGAGCCGCUGCAGCAUAUUACCCCUUGCUCAGUGGCCAAGUUCAGAUGGAUAGGUAG